AUGGAUUGCGUGCUGCUGGAGACUGUUAUUUUUGAUCUUGAUAAUGAUAUUAUUGGUGUCGAAGAGAAUCCUGAAAUCGAAGAGGUUAUUGAGAUUGAGGCGGGUGAUACGGAGCUGGACAUCACCGAGUUCAAUUUCAAUUUACCCGAUGGGUCUGAAUUGGAAUCCGAAGCUGAAGACGAAAAUCUCUACCAGCUACAGGAUACUGACGGUGAAUUUAGUUCAGAGGAUGAAAUACCAUUGGCCCAAUUACUGCGGCGUAAAAAUUCAAAAUCUAAAAAGGCCAUUGACAAUAAAAGGAAAUGGGUAAAUUCUGACAGUAUGUAUGGCCCUGGUACUUUACCACCAUUCCUCGGUUUGGAAGGAGGAAAAACUCAAAAUUCUAUGCCUGUAAACAGGUAUGAAUCGAUUCUGAGACAUCUACAUUUUACAAAUAACCUGGAUCUAGAUACUAAUUCCACCGAUAAACUCAAGAAACUCAGGCCAUUUCUCGAUAAACUUCAAAAGAACUUUUUGAGUGCCACUGAACCAGAAGAAUACCAGGCAAUAGACGAACAGAUUGUUCCGCUAAAGGGGCGGUUGAGCAUAAAACAGUAUCUUCCGAAGAAACCUAAGAAAUGGGGCGUGAAACUUUGGGUUAGAGCGGGUGUAAGUGGAUAUAUGUAUCGUUUCGAAGUAUACCAAGGAGCGGGAGGAGGACGAGAGGCAAUUAGCGAUUUUGGUGCUUGCGGAGAUGUUAUUCGCCGUCUCAGCGAUGACAUCCAACACAAAAAUCACAAGUUGUUUUUCGAUCAUUUGUUCUGUUCUGUGCCACUGUUGCAAGAGCUGAAACAGCGAAAAAUAUGGGCUACUGCGACGGCACCUGUUUUGCAAGAAGACGAGAAAAAGAAUGAAAGUAACUCUCCGAAAGAUACAAGCGAAUUUUCAACACCUGGGGAAGUCUCGACGGAAGAACUCUCAAGCUAG
Molecule: messenger RNA, 966 nt
Organism: Photinus pyralis (common eastern firefly)
Lineage: Eukaryota; Metazoa; Arthropoda; Insecta; Coleoptera; Lampyridae
Exons: 4
Coding region: 1-966 (321 amino acids)
Source: RefSeq, a predicted model, not a curated record